Molecule: messenger RNA, 2152 nt
Organism: Rhopalosiphum maidis (corn leaf aphid)
Lineage: Eukaryota; Metazoa; Arthropoda; Insecta; Hemiptera; Aphididae
Product: hairy/enhancer-of-split related with YRPW motif protein-like
Exons: 3
Coding region: 361-1617 (418 amino acids)
Biological process (GO): regulation of neurogenesis; anterior/posterior pattern specification; regulation of transcription by RNA polymerase II
Cellular component (GO): nucleus
Molecular function (GO): DNA-binding transcription factor activity, RNA polymerase II-specific; RNA polymerase II cis-regulatory region sequence-specific DNA binding; protein dimerization activity
Source: RefSeq, a predicted model, not a curated record
GGCUCACGUCGUACACGUCGCGCACACGUUCGCCCGCGUAUUUAAUAUAAUAUACACACACUGCGCACCGCCGCCGCGACAACAAGUGGUCCGCGACGAGACCGUUUCCUUAAAGAUAAAACCGCAAACAAGGGACCGUAGCACGUGACCCCUUCCUCCCGCCGUCAAUAACUGCACUUACCGGGCGGUUAUUUAUUUUUUUCUUCAUAUUUUUUAAAUUCAACCGCCAAAGUGGCUAACCACAACCAUCACCACCAUGACCUGCGGUCCGUCGCAGCCGCCGCUGCCGUCGCGUACCCGGACGCACGGCCUAACGAUUACUUGGGCUACUGCGACCCGGCCGCCGUCAACUUGUGGCGCAUGGUGGUGCCCCGCGGGGGCGGUCCGGCUCAUCAUCCGGAUUCCGUCGCAUCGUAUCAACCGCCGACCACAGCUGCCGCUACCGCCGAGCCCCCCCACUGGGGCUACGGACCGUGGAGUUCGAUGCCCGCGCCACCGCCGACUUCUCGACACCAUCAGCAAGGCGUCAAAAGACAUUUCAACGAGAGCGACGAUUGCGACGAUGCGUUUUCUGAGGAGUCCAGCAAAGACCAUUGUUCUUCACCUGGAGACGGAACUGACACGCCCCACAUGCUUACCCGGAAAAAACGCCGGGGCAUCAUCGAAAAAAGACGUCGCGACCGCAUCAACACCAGUCUGUCAGAACUCAGACGGCUUGUGCCCACGGCGUACGAAAAACAGGGUUCGGCCAAACUGGAAAAGGCCGAAAUCUUACAGCUCACGGUCGAUCAUUUGAAAAUGAUUCACGCAAAAGGUUUAGACACGUUGGCUUACGAUCCGUCCAAGUACGCGAUGGAUUACCACAAUAUCGGGUUCAGGGAAUGCGCCAACGAGGUGGCUAGGUACUUGGAGUCGGUGGAAGGCAUGAACGGUCGGGACCCACUGCGCGAACGUCUACUGUCGCACUUACAGUACUUUGCUGCACAACGCGAGUAUGCGGCCAAGUCACCGGCCGCUGCGGCACACCACAACGCGCCGCCACCGCCGCCGCCGCCAGGUUGGUACGGUGGUCAUCACGUUGGGGCGCCGCCGCCGCCACCGCCGCCACCACCGCCGACCAUUCCGCCGGUGCACCAUUACCCGUCGACGACGUCACCUCACCAACAACAACAGCAACCGCCGUCGCUGACCCUUCCCCCGCCGCCGCCACCGCCCAGCCACAACAACAACAAUUACGAGACGUCAGCAACGGCCGCGGACGGCAUCAAAUCUGCGGCCGAAGCGGACGCAGCCGGCCUCACCACCCUGUCGUCCGUCCCGGCGGACUAUCAUCAUCACCACCACCAUCACCAACAGCAGCGACAACACGAACAGCAGCACCAUCAUCGCGGUCGCGACGACUACCAGCACCAACACCAGCACGGCGGCGGCGCCGGCAACCAAUUGCACAACUUGCAACCCGUUCAACCGCCACCGCAGCCGCCGUCGAGCUAUCACGACGAUGCAGCCAUGCACCAACAGCACCAUCACCAACAACAACAGCAGUAUCAACCCGAUUCGUCCGUUUCCGCGCAGAUGAAACCAUAUAGGCCCUGGGGCGCUGAAGUGGCGUACUAAAUAGCGUUUAUAUCGCUCAUCUCGUUAGUACCUAUUGACAAUAAGUGGCAUACGCACUAUACUGUAUUAUAGUGUAUGACAACUCAAUGAGAGUUUUUUUUCUCUUGAAUUUUUUUACUGUGAAUUAUUACCUAAUUAUUAUCGUGAACCGUAUUCUAGUCAACAACCCUAACCAAAGCCAUUUUCGUUUUUUGUACUUAUACAUAAUAUAUAGCAAUAAUAUUGUAAUUACUCGCAAUUGCAUCGGAUAAAUAUAUCGUCCUACUCCGCGCGUUAAUGUUUGGUGUUCCCUAUUCAUCAUAUAAAUAUAUUGUAUCAUUUAAUAAUUAACGCGUUGUGGGGAAAUGCAAUCGACGAGUGACAUUUUUUUUUUAAGUUUUAUGUUUAUUUUUUUGUAUAUUUUUAGAGUCUUAUAACAUACAGAGAGUUGUACGUAUUUUGGACACGUACGAUAAUCCUAUACUUUUAUUUUUAUUAAUGAUAUUUAUAAUGAUUAUAUUUUGUACGAUAUGACAAGAAAUUAUUUGUUAACGUA